AUGUCCUCCCUCACAGGGGUAAUUAGAGUGACAGGUUUUAUGAAAGGACUUUACACAGAUUUUGAGUUGAAAUCAGAGAACGUUAAGGAUAAAGAUGCCAAAAUCAGCUUCCUUCAGAAGGCAGUUGACACUGUUGUCAUGGUGACAGGAGAACCUCUGUCAGUGAAACCAGCACGUGUUGUGGCUGGACAUGAACCUGAAAAAACCAAUGAAUUCCUCCAAGCCAUUGGGAAGUGUUGCUUAAAGAAGCUGUCCAGUGAUGCGGCUGUGAAAAGGAUCUUAGCUGGGGAAAGACCUGAUCCUAAAGAGAAACCUCCACACUCUAAACCUCGAGAUAAAGAAAGCAGAGAGUCCAAACCAGAAGAACAAAGAAACCGUAGGCACAAAGAGGAUAGAGGAGACACUGUAAUUAAAGACAGAAGCUCAAGCAGAGACAGCAAGCCAAAAGGAGAGUUGAAAGAGAGUGGAGAAGGAGAAAGGGAUAAGGAGAAGGAUGUUGAAAACAGGCACGAAGAGCCUGGAAGAGACACCUCUAAGGAAGGAGAAAAACAAGAAAGGGAAAGAAACAAAAGCAGAACAACCAAGCACGGGAGAGAGACAGAACAAAACAAGGGAAAAGGAGACACAGAACAAGAAGAUGAUCUCGAGCGUGGAAGGAAAGGACAGGAGAGAGAGAGAAAAAAUGAAGGAGGAAGAGAAAAGGACAGGCUGAAAGGAAGAGACAAGGAUAAGGCUCGGGAGAAAGAGAGAGGAAAAGAGUGGGAAAAGGAUCGGCAGAGGCACAGGGAGGAAGAUGGGGAGCACUUCAGGGAGCAUGGGAAGGAGAAAGCAGAGAAGAAGUCUGCAGAUUCUGAGGAAUCCAUACUUAGAAAAACCCAGAGGGCAACCAAAGAGAGCAAGAACCAUCCAGAUGAUGAGAGUGAAAGCCCUGCAGGAAUAUCCAGGCAACCUUCAACAAAAGGAUCAAGGCAACGUGCCAAGCCUGGAGGAGAAGGGCUGAAGGAAACAAGGAGCGCAGCAGAGGAGGUGUCAGAGGACGGUGUUGCCAAACUGCAAGAGAAAGCUGAAGCAGCACUUGCAGCAAAACAGAAAGAAGGAGAAGCAGAGGAUGUGGCUCCUGAAAACCCUGCAGUACCUGAGGAUGGUGAAGUGCCUCCUGAUCUUCCACCUCAGCCCAUCCAAAGGCACAUUCCCCGUCCCAGCAGUGCCAGACCAGCACCACCCCGAGGCAAAAGGCAGGGCAGUGCAGAGCUCUUGCCUCCAGAAAGGAGUGGCAGUGGCAAAACAGUCUCCAACGUGAUCAUGGACCAGCAGGUUUCUGAGGAUGAGGAUGAGGAGUUUGUGGUGGAGGCAGCAGUGGUGCUGCCAGAAAUGCCAGAGAUGAAAAUGGAGCCAGAAGUGGAGCUGGUUGAGGAUGAAAAGCAUGGUGGGCUGGUACAGAGACUCCUAGAAACAAAGAAAGAUUAUGAAGCAUCACAGAAAUCUUCCAAGACAACAGAGAGGGAGAAGCCUUUUGUAUCUGAAGCAGAAAGGAAGAAAGAGAGAGACUUGGUAGCCAAAGAAAUUGAGAAGCUUCAGGUGUGUAUUCAGACCCUGUGCAGGAGUGCCCUUUCCCUGGGCAGGAUCAUGGAUUACCUUCAGGAAGACAUGGAUGCCAUGAAGAACGAGCUGCAGACGUGGAGGCAGGAGAACAGGCAACAUGCAGAAGCUCUGCAGAAAGAGCAGAGCAUCACAGACAGUGCUGUAGAACCAUUAAAAGCUGAACUGGCUGAACUGGAACAGCUGAUUAAAGACCAGCAAGACAAGAACUGUGCUGUAAAAGCCAAUACUUUAAAGAAUGAAGAGAAAAUCCGGAGGAUGAUCCUGAACAGAAACAUGUCUUCAAGGAGGUGA
This is a messenger RNA of Chaetura pelagica (chimney swift), 1893 nucleotides long. It is a transcript of the gene IFT54, whose product is annotated as TNF receptor-associated factor 3 interacting protein 1. The record is from RefSeq and is a predicted model, not a curated record. The transcript is spliced from 15 exons. Bases 1 to 1893 code for a protein of 630 amino acids. Gene Ontology annotation, cellular component: ciliary basal body; intraciliary transport particle B; axoneme. Gene Ontology annotation, molecular function: microtubule binding. Gene Ontology annotation, biological process: cilium assembly; regulation of microtubule cytoskeleton organization; intraciliary transport. NCBI's taxonomy places the organism in Eukaryota, Metazoa, Chordata, Aves, Apodiformes, Apodidae.